Messenger RNA from Cryphonectria parasitica EP155, 1503 nucleotides. RefSeq lists its product as uncharacterized. The record is from RefSeq and is a predicted model, not a curated record. The transcript is spliced from 3 exons. Lineage: Eukaryota; Fungi; Ascomycota; Sordariomycetes; Diaporthales; Cryphonectriaceae. The coding region runs from base 1 to 1503 and encodes 500 amino acids. Gene Ontology annotation, molecular function: FAD binding.
AUGACUUCUUCUUCUCCUUCCACCACCACGCCUUCCACAUCUCCAGAGUUCCCCAUCCAGUGGCGCGAGUCGACCCCCCGCGAUGAGUUCCUCGCCUCGUGCUGGUCCCACAACCACAACCACCGCCGUGCUACCUCCGCUCGCGUCCCUCGCGCUGUGGUGCACGCCACCUCACCUUCCCACGUCGUCGAGGCCGUCAAGCUCGCGGGUAAACUGGGCUGCCGCGUCAGCGUGCGGUCGGGCGGACACUCCUGGGCCGGGUGGAGCGUGCGGGAUGAUGCUGUUCUGAUCGACCUGGGCGCGCUGCCUGGUGGGAAACAUUCUUCCUCUUCGUCUUCCGGGGCGACGACGGCCGGGCUAGACUAUGAUGACCGCACCAAGAUCGUCUCCGCGCCGCCCUCGGCCACAGGCCGCAUGGUCAAUGGCUUUCUCGAAAAACACGGGCGCAUGUUUGCUGGUGGCCACUGCCCGGAUGUCGGGCUGGGCGGGUUCUUGCUGCAGGGUGGGAUGGGUUGGAACUGUAAGAACUGGGGGUGGGCUUGUGAGAGUAUUAUUGGGCUGGACGCGGUUACGGCGGAGGGGAAGGAGGUGUACGCUUCCAAGGGGGAGAAUGCCGAUCUGUUUUGGGCGGCUAGGGGGGCUGGGCCUGGCUUCCCUGCCAUCGUCACGAGGUUCUAUCUCAUGACGAGACCACUGCCAAAGAUGAGCCAGAGUAUAUACUUUUGGCCAAAGUCUAUCAUCUUAUCUCAUUGUUUCUCACCCCUUUGGAAGAUUUGCCCCGACGCGGAUCCCGAUACAGAGAUUGUAUGUCUCGGACAAUACAUCCCCGGGUAUGACGAGCCCAUAGUCUUUGCCAACUUCCUCUCCUUCAAGCCCACUCAGGCCGAAGCCGAGGCAGCCCUCCGCCCACUCCACGACCACCCUGGCCGCCCGCCCAACGCCCUCAAGGAGAGCUUCUUUGCCCAACCCACCUCCCUCCCAGGACAAUACGUCCCGCAGGAGGCUGCCAACCCGCCCGACCACAGAUACUGCUCCGAGAACGCCUACAUCCGCAACAACGAGGCCGACGUACCCGCCGUUCUCGAGAAAGCCUUCACCACUGUGCCCAACCGCAAGACAUUCGCUCUGUACUUUAGCAUGAACCCCACGUCACGAAGGGGCCACUAUUCCGCGGGCGUCGACGACGUCGGGAGCAUGGCCUUUUCAAUGCAGAGCGACCACUACUUUGCGCUGUACUCGAUCUGGGAGGACGAGAAGGACGACGAGAAGUUUGUUGGGUGGACGCAUGACAUCAUGAAAGACGUUGAGAGGCAUGCCGAGGGAAGUUAUCUGGGGGAUGCGGAUUUCCAGCUGCGGCGGACCAAGUUCUGGCGCGACGAGAACGCCGCGAGGCUGAUGGAGAUUCGGAGGAAGUGGGAUCCCGACGCGAGGAUCUGUGGGUAUCUGGACGAGGGGGAUCGGAGUGGCGCGGAGGGUCUGCGGAAUGAGUUUGAGUGGAAAUGA